CUACUACUACUGUAGUAUGAACCUCACAUGUAGCAACCCAAAAUCUGACCGCAGCCGGAUUCAUUCUAGGCACCGAAAUAAAAAAGCCAGCUUGACGUCAGGCCAAUUGCGUUUGCAGCUUUGCGGUCUGGAUGACACAGCACUGUUUGCGCUUCAACAAAUCAGCGGCAGCCGAACCCCUUUCCUGAGCAUCCACCCUCUUCACCCACGCUUCACGCCAAGCACGGGACAUGGAGAGGCCAUCAUGACAGGAACGGCGUAUAAGAGUCGGCCGGGACCAAGUCCUAACAUCAUGGUGUGCUCGCCAGCGUCUCUUGUCAUCCCGAGGAUGCCAAAUUCGUCCCGCACAUCGGCCUUCGCAAAUUCGCAAUCGCCCCGACAUAGACGCCGCCAUGGACAAGGAUAAGGGCAAGGAUAAGGACAAGCGCAGUCUGUAUGAUGAGGCCCUGGCCCGUUUCCGCAAGGAGGCGUCCGAGGAACACUCAAGUCCCAAGGACACUGAGCUGCUCAAGGAGUUCUUGCGUGAGCGAGCCACUCCCGAAGAGACGAAGCGAGCUGCCGAGAUGUUGCAGGCCGACGCCGGGAAGAAGUAUGGAAGUCGCAAGAUCGGCGACGCCGAGAUUCCGGGCGACUGGAUCGACAACAUCAUGGCCAACAUCGAGUACUUCGUGGCCGCCGGCGACUUUGUCACCAAGAACGCUCCCGAGAGCGUCGGCAUGGCCUGGUACGCCGUCAAGCUCACCCUGACUGCCAUCCAUUCCAACUACGACCUCUACACCUUCUUCGGCUCUGGCCUGAGUGAUGUCAGCGAGAUUAUGAUCUUCGUGCGUCACUACGACCGCCUUUACGACGAGAGGUCGAACCCCCAAUGGAGGCCCAGCCCUCUUGUCGAGAAGCUGUUGCAGGACGUUGUUAGUGCCUAUGCUGCCGUCCUGGACUUCUCCUUUACCAUCAAGCGCCACCUGACCGCCGGCGCCCUGACUCGCAUCAAGCAUGGCUUCAAGGACUUCUUUGGCCUCUCGAAGCAAAAGUUUGAGGCCAAGCUUGGCAAGGUGGCCGCGCUGAAGAAGGCGAUCCUUGAGGAGAGUGCGGCUGCAUUCCAGGAUAAGACGCUUACGCAGCUCCAAGGCAUGUCCACCGUCCUCGCUAGUAUUGAGGGCACCGUCAGGCAUGUGAGGGACUUCCAGGACACCCAAAAGAAGCUGCAUGAAGAAGCCAUGGCCAAGUUCGACACUCUAAUCAAGGGCUUGGAGGACAUCAAGGCAUCAACGAAACGCAAGACUCAUUGGGACUAUUGUGUGUCCGACUUCCAAACAUUCCAGAAGGACCUGAGCCCGUUGGAAGCUUCUUUCGACGUACUCGGAAACAUUAUCGAUUCGACAUACCCCGGAACCUGUCAAUGGGUGUUUGAAGAUCCGUUGUACAGGCAGUGGGAGGAUACUGCUACGAGCGCUCUCCUCUGCGUCACAGGGCCGGAAGGUUCCGGCAAGUCCUACGUGUUAGCAUCCAUCGCUCAACGCACCAUGGAAGCUGUCGACUCCGGGAGGUCGCUACUGUACGUGACAUGCAGUAGCUCGGCAAGCGGCCACGGGUUGAGCAGCAGCCAGUCAUACACGGCAGACAGCAUCUGCCGCACUCUUCUGUCACAGCUCUACGACUUCGCCGUUCAGGGCGAAGACAAUAUCGGUCUGCUUGAGGCGUGUAAUAGCGUCUUCAAGAAGGCCAAAGACCGGAGCAUUGGUCUGCCAAGCUACAUGCGCGGCGAAAACACCGGCCUACCCGAGUUUUCCGAGGGAUUCUCCCGGAUCGCCUGCCUCCUCAAGAAAAACCUGGUGGUCAUCGUGGACGGUCUGGAUCGGAAUACGGUGGACGACAGGAACCAGGAAGAGCUUCUACGGAAGUUCCAGAGCCUCAUUCGCGCACUUCCUGAGGAAACAGGCGUUUGCCUUCACAUCCUCGUCGGGUGUGCUUCGGCGACCAAGUUCUUUAAUGAAGUGGAUGCGUCUGGCGGCUGGCCUCUUGACGUUGGCUUCGGCAAUCGGGAAGACAUGAAGCUUGUUCUCACAAACGCGCUCAAUGACAUCGCCGGCCUGUCAGCCGCUGAGAGGGAGGAGGCCAUGACUCGGAUCCUCGAGAAAGCCGGCUCACGAUUCGUCUACCUGAUGGACACUGCCAUCCCCUUCAUGCGGGAGCCCUUUCAGAGACCAAUCUCUAAGCGGCUGGAGGCCUUGCCUGGCGGCAUAAGCGACACCUACAAAACGGCGCUGAGCAAGAUGAGCCCUAACUAUGUCGACCUCCUCCGUACCGCCCUCACCUGGACGCUUCUGAGCCCUGACUUUCCGUAUGCGAGAGAGGUUAUGGACUCUUUCCAAGGGACUUACGACAUUCCUCCCGAGACGGCCACACCUGAGGAAGCCGACGCUUUCCCACCGGCUUCGCGUCUUGAGCUCGACCAGCUUCGGGAAGCCACAGACCCCUUCUUGGGGUUGUUUCCAGGCCCUGACGGCUUCCAAAUGUAUCAAACCGACCCGGUAGCCGUUCCUGAUUUCUUCCUCAAGUCGGGCAGCGAGGUGCAGGAAGAGUCGCAAGAUCACGAUCAUCUCUGCGCUCGCUGCGGAUCGUCCCGGGAUUCAGGAAAGCUAUUGCAGGUUGAUCCCAAGGAAGGACAUCUGCAAAUGGCUCUAACGUGUCUCCGUCAUCUAAACCACCCGCUCUUCCAGAGGAGGGCAGGGUUAGUUACCACUGCCGGGCAAGUGAACAGUGGCGUGGAAACUGAAAAUGCGGACGCGGCAGAGAGUAGGGAAGAUGGAGACGAGGCAAUGGACCAGGAAAAGGCAGAAAAGCAAGUUUCACCCGAGAACGAGGCAGACGAGGAGGACCUUAGCCAAGACGCUCAGGAUGGCUAUCAGACCGAGGACUCCAUGGACGACGAAGACGUCAUUGAACCUCAAUUUGAUGGCUUGGUCGACCGAGGCUCUGAAGACGAUGACGAAAGCGACGAUGACGAGUCCACCCGCGUUCGAUACGAGAUCCAGUUCUGGCCUUCGCAUAUACGUCAAGCUGAGGAGCUGUGGCCUGUAGAGGAACGUGGUGAGAGUCCUGAGUGGGCUGCUCUAAUGGGCGAACUCGAUAAGCUCGUCUUUGAGACGCCCGAGGUCUUCGCUGCUUGGCAACGGAAGUACCCCGAGAAGCACGAGAAGGAUGGCCUCUUCCGUAACGACAGCUAUUUCAGCGUCGGCGAUGGCGAUCACAGACCACUGCAUGUGGCCGCCUCUCUCGGCCUUACUUCUUGGACGAGUCACCUCCUCAAUCGCGGGGAGGAACCGAAUGGGUUGUCACAUGGCUUCAGUCCGCUGCAAGCCGCGGCGUGCUCAGAAGGCGGGCUCGAAACCAUGAAGCUACUGCUGGAAGCGGGAUCUGAUGUCAAUGCGGAGAAUGGCGUCGGUCGCAGUGCGUUUCAGCUGUGGUUCAUGUGCGGUGACGUGACCGUCGAAGGAGCGCGGAUGCUCCUAGAGUACAAAGCCGACCCCCAAGUGAGCAGCUCGUUCGACCAUUACAAUGCGCUACAAUAUUUCGCCAGCAGAGGGGAGGACCCUGAGGUUCUCGACCUUCUAUUGGGCUGCGGGGCGGACAUUAACGCAGUGCACCCGGAAGAUCCCUUUAAGUUUCCACCACUGCACAUGGUGCUCAUGAGGCGAGAGGUGCCUGGCCCGCUGCUGGAGGCGUUCAUCAAACAAGGGGCCAACCUGCAUUCGGAAGACGCCGGGUCUAGGAGGCCGCUGCAGAUUAUCUGUUCGAGCGGCCAGCGCGAGGUUCUUAAGAUUAUACUGCAGUCCGAGGGUCUCGAUAUAGACGACAUCGACUUCCGCGGCACGACCGCCCUCCACGAAGCCACGCUAUAUGACUAUAGCGAUAUGAUCCGGACGUUGCUGGAACAUCGCGCAGAUCCUGACAUCAUCGAUAAACAGAACAGAGUGGCGCUGCAUACCGCUGCCAGAAUGGGGUUUUCCGACACUAUUCGGGUCCUUCUCGAGUACACAAAGGAGGUCAACCUUCUCGACCACGCAGGUUGGUCGCCAUUGUUCUGCGCGUGUCUCAGCAGGAACGAGGGGGCCGCGUCACUGAUCCUCGACGCUCUUAUCGAACGCGGCCUGUUAUUAGAAGAUAUCAACAAGCCUACGAGGAGUGGACGGACCGUCCUCCGCCAGGCGGCAGACCACGGUUUCGACGGCGUCGUGUCCAGGCUUAUUCGCUUAGCCUCGGACCGCAACGAUCCUUCAAGUUUGCAUAUCAACGCCCAGGACACCAAGAAGGGCAUGACACCCCUCCAUCGCGCCGCCAUGAACGGCCACGCGGCCUGCGUGCACCUCCUCCUCUCCGCGAACCCGCCAGCCGACGCGUCCCUGACCGACUCCCAAUCGCGUACCGCCCUCGCCCUCGCCUACGAACGGUGGUCCAUCGCGAACAAAACCUCAUCCUACGAGGAAAUCAUCUCGACCCUCAUAGCCGCCUCCCCCGAAGCCGCCGCCGCCGACGCGGACUUGGUCGCCGUGUGCGCCGCAAAUGGCAGCGUCGCGCUCCUCACCCAGCUCUGGCGCCUCAAUGCCGACCUCAGUCGCCCAGACCACUUCGGCUGGACCCCGCUCAACCUGGCGCGGCACUUCCACCACAAGGAGGCCGAGCAGUUCCUCAAGCAGCGCGCCGCGCGUGCCAAUUUGCUGCCGAGCAAGUGGGAGACCCAAUUUCCCGGCACGACGCCCGCGGGGGCGAUUAGCAUCGUCGUGUCCGGUGACGAUGAGGACGAAGGAGGCAGAGGAGGGAAAGAACGGAGGAGGAAUAAGGUCCUACACACCAGCGGCAAGCGCGUGUGUGUCUCGGCAGACCGCCCGCUGCCUGCUGACUUGGAGGGGUAUUAUUUCGAGGUUACUCUGCAGGAGCUGCCUGCUGGUAUUGAAGAGGGUAAAGCGGAGUGGCCCGAGAUGGCCAUCGGCUUCUGCACCCUCGGCGGCGCGGCGCUCGAGUUUCCCGGCUGGUCGGCCGCGUCGGACAGCCCGUCCACGGCCAAGUCGUGGGGGUAUCACUCCGACACGGGCGGGGUGUAUUCCUCGGUGGCGAACAGGGAAGAUUUCGAGGAUGAAGAGUACCGCUAUGCUGUGGGGGAUACGGUGGGAUGUGGUGUGGACUUGGGCAAGGGGGAGAUCUGGUUUACGCGGGAUGGCAAGCGGCUGGAUAGUGUGGUGACGGGAGUCGAGGGGAGGCUGUUCCCUGUUGUGGGACUGCACGAUCCGAUUUGCUUUGAGACGAAUUUCGGCAGGGAGGGAGAUCCGCCGUUUAAGUGGCAGCAGCCGGCGGCGGCGGCGGCUGUGGCGGAGGAGAAGAAGGCGGAUGGUGGUGGGGAUGGUGGUGGGGAUGGGAAGGAUGGAGAUGCGGUUGUGAAGGUUGUUGUGCUUGGUGAUCAUGGUAAGAGAGCGGAUGGUGAGACUGGAAAGAUGGAUGUGCAGGUGGCGAGUCAGGAGGUGGUUGUUGUUGGUGUUGGGGCUUAGGAUCUUGUGCUAUGGAAAGGGGGUUGCAGUGGUGAGGUAGGUGACAGGGAGGGGCACAUGACCGGACCGGUGGCGACAAGAUGGAAUUGUAUGGUGAUAUCUUGAACAAUCCCGAUUACUCCCUGGCGAUAUCGCGUAUGCUCGUGCCGAGGUUUCAGUCUGCCCUCGGAUUCGCCGGGGGCGGCGCAGAUUGUGCAUGGGCGGGUGUAUUGAUAGAGUCUGUGACUUAUGGAAUACAACUCCAGCAGCCGUCUGCUCUGUGAACCAAUCA
Messenger RNA from Chaetomium strumarium, 5814 nucleotides. Its product is annotated as ankyrin repeat-containing domain protein. The transcript is spliced from 2 exons. Lineage: Eukaryota; Fungi; Ascomycota; Sordariomycetes; Sordariales; Chaetomiaceae. Bases 393 to 5543 code for a protein of 1716 amino acids. The record is from RefSeq and is a predicted model, not a curated record. Gene Ontology annotation, molecular function: protein binding.